Messenger RNA from Eruca vesicaria subsp. sativa (arugula), 5261 nucleotides. The record is from the annotation of a GenBank genome assembly. Lineage: Eukaryota; Viridiplantae; Streptophyta; Magnoliopsida; Brassicales; Brassicaceae.
UUAUGUCCAAAAAUGGAUAUUUAUUAAACUCCGUCAUUAUCCUACCGCCCCCACCGACCAUUCUUCUCCGUCGUCCUUUCUCCUCCUUUAAUCACGCAUCGAUUCUCCGGCGGUGACCUUCCUUCUCCGUCGUGUUCCUGCGAAUUGCCUUCUCCGAUUGGAAUCGUUGAUUUCCCCCAAUUAAUUCAGGAUUGUAUCUCUCAUCGUUGUGGUGAUGAUCGCGUUUGAUUUGUUGAGGCAGAGGGCUUCUUUGUAUCUGCAUUCUCUAUAGAGUUUUAAUUAAGCGUUUGAGAAUGGCUCAGGGACAGAACAGGAAUGUUCCUCAGAUGGGACAAAUGCAGAAUCCUGUUGCGGUUUCUGCUUCUAAUGUUUCGUCUCAGCCUAAUGGUGUACCUCAAGAUGGUCUCAGGAUACGGCAGGAGAUGUUGAAUAAGAUCUUCGUGUGGUUACAGCAAAGGCAGCCUACAAAGAAUGAUGAUGCCUCCAAGGCAAAGUUAUUUGAGGUUUCAAAGCGGUUAGAAAAUGCAUUGUUAAAAACGGCUUCGUCAAAGGAGGAGUACUUAGAUUUCCAAAGUUUUGAGGUUCGCAUAAAAUCUAUUCUGAAUCAAAUGUUUGGUCAGCACCGUGCUAAUUUUAAUCCUUCAAGCUCGGCCAGUAUGAUGGUUCAAACACCUGGGGUUUCGCAUGGAUGGGGUCAAAAUCAGACUGCCACCCCUAUGGUGAACACUGGCACCUUUAACAGUAAUAGUAACUUAGCAGAUGCAGCAACCGAAACAGGAAGGCUAUUGCCAACUAAUCGCAUGAAUGGAGGUCAAAUGAUUAAUGGUCGCCAGCAAAUAUCUGCUAACACUGGCCAGAUGAUGCCUACUCCUGGAUUUAACAACAGUGUUAACGUUGAUGUAUAUCAGUCUCAACGAAAUGGAGAAACUUCUAGAGAUGGUGGGAAGCUUCCGGCUGUUGGGUCUGAUUUUGGAAACCAAUCUCAGCUUCAGAUGCAACGUCCUGCUGGUUCAGAUGACCGUAUGCAUCAGCAGUUUGGAGGUGGUUUCAGGUCAAAUAUGCACCAGAAUGCGCCUGGGAUGAUCAAUAUUCCUCAAAAUGCUGGUGUAGGGAUGAGUGGGAACAGUGUACACCUUGCUAAUGGGCACAUGGGGUCUGCAGGAGGCCUUAGUUCCACGCAUUUUUCAACUUCGUCCCAACCUUUGCAGCAGCCUGUCGAUCAGUUGCAGCAGGUGUCACAUGUUCACAGAUACUCAAUGAACAACUCUGGUACUUUUGGGUCUGGGAAUCUCUAUGGAUCAUCUGGCUCAAUGGAAGCUUCUGGGGAUAUGAACACAAUGAGUCUGAAUCCUAUGCGGAGAGUUGAUGUUUCCUUUGGUAAUAAUCAGUCGAGUCUGCAAGCAGUGGACAAGACUCCAUUGAUAAAGCAUCAACUACCUCAGCAGUUCGAGAAUGGGAAUUUUCAGUCUUCUUCCAGUUCCAAAGACAAUUUGGCUCAGGUGAGUCAUCAACCAUUAGACAAUCAGUUCAACCAGCCAGCUCAUCAUGGUCAAUACCAGCAACAAGAGCACUUACUGAACAAUGAUGCUUAUCGUCAGCCUCAGCGAUCUUCAAAUAUUGUUAGCCAAGUAAAGCAUGAGCCUCGUCCGGAAUACUAUAACGAAGCUUUUCAGAUGCAGGCUGUAAAUCAAGUAGAACCAUCCAAGUUGCAAAACCAGUACAAACAGAACGCUGUCAAAGAAGACUAUGUUGGUGCGCAGAGUAGUAGCCAGCUAAAUAUUUCUUCAUCUUUCCCAGCGCAAACUCAUCAGACGCAGCAGAUACCUCAAUGGAAAGAUGUGAGUAACCUCUCGGGUGGAGUGCAGCAAGUAUCAAGCCAGGGUCAGUGGCAUUCACCUUCUCAGAACUUGACACAAACAUCCAAAGAUUUUAAUGGAGAGAGAGAACAGUUUGGGGUAAACUCAAGUCAAAUAGUACCUAUUAAGCAUGAACCUACUAUUAGUAGUUCGUCUGUUGCUCUUAGAAGCACCCUGAAGGAGGCUCCACAUCCCCCGGAAGGAAGCAACACCUUGAGUAAACCGCUGAGUGAAGAUAGUGAUCCAAGUUAUAUAAACCAGAGGCGGUGGCUCUUGUUCCUGCUACAUGUUCGCAAAUGCAAAGCGGAGGAUAACUGUGAAAGUAAGUAUUGUUCAACUGCCAAAACGUUGCUGAAACAUAUUGAUUGCUGCAAGGCACCUGCUUGCACAUAUCAAUAUUGUCUUCAAACCCGGAAACUGAUUCAUCAUAAUCAGCACUGCGAGAAUGAAGCAUGCCCAGUCUGUGUUUAUGUCAAAAAAUUCAAGGAGAAACAAAAAGAAAAGAUUGCCCUCCUUCGAAAAGCUGAGUCUUCAAAUCAUAGACGCAAGGAAGCCUUUGAGCCUAUGCGUAUUUCUAAUGAAAGAGACUCUGAAGCUCCUUCUGUUGUUGAUGAUGAUCUGCAACCUUCUCCAAAGCGGGUGAAAGUAGAGAAACCUUCCCAGUUUGCUUACCCUGAGACACAUACCAUCCCAGCGAGAAAAUCUGUUGGUAUGGGUAAAACUCAUUUGUCAAAGGGUUUGCAAGAGAAAUAUAGUCUACAAAGUGAUGUUAGCAAAACUAGUAGACCAGAUGUGCCUAUGAAUGCAGAUAGUUCUGAUUCUUCGAGGAGAAGACUUCCAGUUUCCCGUGAGCUGGAGAAGCCUGUUUUCAAUGAUACCCCCAUGGGAGGAUAUGGUGGAGACUCUUCAUUGGAUGGUGAACAUGUUUGUGUACCAAAGCAAGAAAAAUCAAACUUUAUCAAGGAAGUAACACCCAAAGAAGAGAAAGCGGAACAAUCUGCGGACGUUGUAGCUGCAUCCAGUAGCGGCAAGUCAAAGAUCAAGGGAGUCUCAUUGAUUGAGCUGUUCACUCCAGAGCAAGUAGAGGAGCAUAUCCGUGGUCUUCGUCAGUGGGUAGGCCAGAGUAAAACCAAGGCAGAAAAGAAUAAAGCAAUGGGACUCACCAUGUCUGAAAACUCUUGCCAGUUAUGUGCUGUUGAGAGGCUUGCAUUUGAGCCAACACCUAUAUAUUGCACACCUUGUGGUGCACGGAUCAAGAGGAAUGCUAUGCACUAUACUGUUGUGUCUGGUGAGUCACGUCACUAUGUCUGCAUUCCUUGCUACAAUGAAGCGCGUACGAACACUGUUUCUGUUGAUGGAACUCCUGUGCCGAAGUCAAGGUUUGAGAAAAAGAAAAACGAUGAGGAGGUUGAAGAACCGUGGGUGCAAUGUGAUAAAUGUCAAGCGUGGCAGCAUCAAAUCUGUGCUUUGUUCAAUGGCCGUAGGAAUCAUGGGCAAGCCGAGUACACCUGCCCAAAUUGCUAUAUACAAGAGGUGGAACGAGGAGAAAGGAAGCCAGUAUCACCAAGUGUUAUUCUGGGGGCACAAAGUUUACCAGCCAGUACUCUUAGCAACCAUUUAGAACAGCGGUUGUUCAAGAAAUUGAAGCAGGAAAGACAGGAGAGGGCUAGGCUUCAAGGAAAAAGCUACGAUGAGGUUCCUGGAGCCGACUCACUUGUUAUCAGAGUUGUUGCAUCUAUCGACAAAAUGUUAGAAGUAAAGCCACGGUUCCUUGACAUUUUCCGAGAAGAGAAUUACUCAUCUGAGUUCCCUUAUAAGUCCAAGGCAGUUCUGCUGUUUCAGAAGAUUGAAGGUGUCGAAGUUUGCUUAUUUGGCAUGUACGUCCAAGAAUUUGGAACUGAUUCUGCGUCUCCCAAUCAGCGGCGUGUAUACCUUUCCUAUCUGGACUCGGUUAAAUACUUCAGACCUGACGUUAGAACUGUGUCUGGAGAGGCCCUCCGUACUUUUGUGUACCAUGAAAUUCUUAUUGGUUAUCUUGAUUACUGUAAGAAACGUGGGUUUUCAAGCUGCUAUAUAUGGGCAUGCCCUCCUCUUAAGGGUGAAGAUUACAUUCUAUACUGUCAUCCUGAAAUUCAGAAAACGCCAAAGACUGACAAACUAAGGGAAUGGUAUUUAGCAAUGCUAAGGAAAGCUUCCAAGGAAAAAGUGGUGGUUGAAUGUACAAACUUCUAUGAUCAUUUCUUCGUCCAGUCUGGUGAAUGUAGAGCUAAGGUAACAGCAGCAAGGUUACCAUAUUUUGAUGGGGAUUACUGGCCAGGCGCUGCUGAGGAUUUGAUAGAUCAAAUGAGCCAAGAGGAAGAUGGCAAGAAGUCAAAUAGAAAAGUAAUGUCCAAAAAGGUCAUAUCGAAAAGGGCUUUAAAAGCAGUAGGUCAGCUUGACCUUUCUGUUAAUGCCUCAAAGGAUCUCCUGCUAAUGCAUAAACUGGGUGAGAUCAUCCUCCCAAUGAAGGAAGAUUUCAUCAUGGUGCAUUUGCAACAUUGUUGUAAGCAUUGUUGCACUCUAAUGGUAUCUGGAUAUCGCUGGGUGUGCAACCAGUGCAAGAAUUUUCAGAUUUGUGACAAGUGUCAUGAAGUGGAAAAGAACCGUGUCGAAAAGGAGAAACAUCCUGUCAACCAGAGGGAGAAGCAUGCACUCUAUCCUAUUGCCAUUGAAGACGUUCCUACUGAAAUUAAGGACAGUGAUGACAUCCUUGAGAGCGAGUUCUUUGAUACUAGGCAAGCUUUCCUAAGUCUCUGCCAAGGAAACCACUAUCAAUACGACACGCUGAGGCGGGCAAAACACUCUUCUAUGAUGAUUUUGUAUCAUCUUCACAACCCAACCGUCCCUGCAUUUGCAACUGCAUGCGCCAUCUGCCAGCAAGACCUUGAACCUUCUCAAGGUUGGCGCUGUGAAGUUUGUCCUGAUUAUGAAGUUUGUAGCCCUUGCUACUCAAAGGGCAUUAACCAUCCACACAGCCUCAUUAGCCGUCCAGCUGCGAAUGAUUCUGUUGUCCCAACCUCACAAACUAAUCAGACUGCACAGUUAAGAGAACUGCUGCUACACAUGUUGUCAUGCUGCACCACACAGUGCCAGUAUCCAAGGUGUCGCGCGAUUAAGCUUCUGGUCAGGCAUGGUCUUGUAUGCAAGACCAAAGGCAAAGGAUGCAUCCAUUGUAAGAAAAUGUGGGCCAUCUUCCGUUUGCACGCUCGAAACUGCAGAGAUUCUCAAUGUAGAGUACCCAAAUGCAGAGACUUGAGAGCUCAUGAUAGUAGAAAGCAACAACAGGCAGAUUCAAGACGCAGAGCUGCUGUGAAGGAGAUGGUGCGGCAGAGAGCUGCUGAUGCAUCAGCCUCAACUUCUGACUGA